GCUGAGACUGGAGGAAGGAUUAAAGUGGUGGGGGAAGCGGCAAGACCGAGGGGUCCCUACCCCACGCGGCUUGGGAGGAUGGCCUCCCACUCGAAUGUUAGGGCUCCUUGUCCACACUCCAGGUCAGUCUCCCGCGAUCCCCAUCUCAUGGACGUGUAUGAUACGGGACAGCUAAAGGCUUCGAGGGAAACACACAACCGGGUUCGGUUUUAAACCCUCCUCUCCUCCGCGAAUCAGCCUUCUAGGCAGAGGGUUGGCUGCUAGAACGCCUGGAGGUGCUUCCCUUGAAUUCACAGCAAACAUCAGAGGAACGUUUUCGGGUUGUUUGCUUACUUCCAGGGGAGUACGGAGAAAAGGAAGAAAAGCGGCCUCCCGGAGGGAUAAGGGCCUCUGUGCCCACGAGGGGUCGGGCAUCGCAGCGGACUUGCCCGAUUUCAUCUAGCAUUCGAUUCCCCGCCAGGAGAUGCGCUUGGUGCAAACACUCUUAGAAGCGUACCCACCGAAGGCUCUGGAACAGCCCCGCUUCGCAUAGAGCUAUUGUGCUGUCCUGCUCCCAGUGUAUCUACCUGUUUUGGUUUUUGUUUAUUUGCUGAUGGGCAGGGGGGAGGGCGAGGGGGAGGGCCUUCCUUGUGCACAUAUAGCGAUAGUCUGCACUAGGCCAAACCGGCUACUCCUGGGAGAAUGGGAACACACAAAUAAUCUAAACGAAGUUUUCUGCUGUCAUCUUGUGCAAGGACCCUCUCCCCCAAGACAUCUAUGACUGGGGUCUGUAGGUUAAGGGGUGAAAAGUGGCCCUAUCCCAUAACCAUAACUAAAUCACAGAAUCCUUGGGGAUCUGAAUUGAGUGGCUGGCUCCAGACUUCCGUUUGCUUCCAGUGGCUGCUGGGAGAGAGGGAAGAGAUAACUUUGGGGGCGCUAAUGUGGCUUCUGCGUCUGCUCCUUGAAAGUUUAUACCUGGCGCUUAGCAAAUUCUUUCCGGGAACACGUAUGUCCCUGACCUUUCAGGAUAUUGUUUAAUAUUAAAACAUGGAGAGGAGGAUCGAAAAGUAAAAUUUGCCUGCCAGAAAAAAAAAAGAGGGGGGGGUUGUCAUCCUUGGGCCGGCAGAUCUCCACAAACAUUUUCUCCCAAAGCAACAAAAGAUUAAAAAAAUACGUUUUAAAAGGAAAUUAAGAAAAGAGCCUAACUUUCCCAAACCAACAUCACUCCAAUCCCCUAUCCUAAACUCCACCCAGGUCUGUGGUGCACCCCCAACACUCCCGUAGGUUCGGGUUCUCCCAGAGCUGAGUUUCUGCAGCCAAACGUCGGGAUAAAAGCAGCCUUGUGCUUGGAAAAACGCGGCCACAGCAGGACUGAAGGGAGGAGAAGAGAGAGAAGGGGAGCGGCCACCUCACUCCCUUACAUGGACCCCCACCCUCACUCUCGCUGGUCCUCCCCUUCUCCGCCCCGCGAGCACGCCGCGUUCCGGAGCGCUGCAGUCUCCCGCUGCAGGCUCGGGUAGUGGAGAGGACUUGGAGGAGGGGGCCGUGAGCGCCCCCGCGAGCGUGGCCUGGCUGCAGGUGGCAAGGAAGGUGAAGUGCAGGGACCUGAGGGGAGCAAAGGAGGAGGAAGGCGUGGGGCGGGGAGUGCAAGGAGACCGGGACCCCAGGGGUGGGGGUGGCGGUGGGAAGGAGGAGGGGUUGGAGGAGGGCGGCGGAGGAGGUGCUGGGUCCGGCCAGCGCGCGAGGGAACUGCAGACGAGCUGGUUCAGACCUUAAACAGAGCUCUCGCCCGCUCCUUGCAGCCGCCGCUGCGCCUUAGCAAGGGAGGACGUGCCGACUCGGCUGCGCGCCCUAAGCAGCGGCCCGCAUUGGGGGUUGGCUGGGCUCGAGCCGGGAGGCCGAGCUGUGAGCGCCGAGGGAGCUGGAGAGACGGCUGCGGCACCUCCAGCCGCUCCGGGGCACACCCAACCGCUGGGGCUCCGGGACCAAGGGUCGCGCCGCCCGGAGGCCGCCCCUGAGAGUGCCUCGCAACCCUGCCGUCCAGAGCUCCCUGGACCGCUCCCGCCUCCAGCCAGUCAACUCAUCCGGGAGCCUGGAGCAUGAACGGCUACGGCUCCCCCUACCUGUACAUGGGCGGCCCGGUGUCGCAGCCGCCGCGGGCGCCCCUGCAGCGCACGCCCAAGUGCGCGCGCUGCCGCAACCACGGCGUGCUCUCCUGGCUCAAGGGCCACAAGCGCUACUGCCGCUUCAAGGACUGCACCUGCGAGAAGUGCAUCCUCAUCAUCGAGCGGCAGAGGGUCAUGGCGGCGCAGGUGGCGCUGCGCCGGCAGCAAGCCAACGAGAGCCUGGAGAGCCUCAUCCCCGACUCGCUGCGCGCACUGCCCGGGCCCCCGCCGCCCGGGGACGCCGCCGCCGCCCCGCAGCCGCCACCGGCCUCUCAGCCGUCUCAGCCGCCGCCGCCGCCGCCGCGCCCUGCUGCCGAGUUGGCCGCGGCCGCGGCUCUGCGCUGGACCUCCGAGCCGCAGCCCGGGGCUCUGCAGGCGCAGCUCGCCAAGCCAGAUUUGGCUGAAGAACGACUUGGAGAUGGCAGCUCAGCAGACAAUACAGAGGUCUUCAGCGACAAAGACACUGACCAGAGGAGUUCCCCAGAUGUGACAAAGAAUAAGGGCUGCUUCACCCCUGAGAGCCCUGAGAUAGUGUCUGUGGAUGAAGGGGGGUAUGCUGUCCAGAAAAAUGGAGGCAACCCUGAGAGCCACCCUGACAGCCCCAAGUACCACGCGGAGCAGAAUCACCUCCUGAUUGAGGGCCCCUCGGGGACUGUUUCUCUGCCCUUCAGCUUGAAAGCCAACAGACCACCACUCGAAGUGUUAAAAAAGAUAUUCCCCAAUCAGAAGCCAACAGUGCUUGAGCUCAUCCUCAAGGGCUGUGGCGGGGACUUGGUGAGUGCCGUGGAAGUCCUGCUCUCCAGCCGAUCCUCAGUCACGGGAGCAGAGCGAACUUCCGCAGAACCCGAGAGUCUAGUGUUGCCCUCCAAUGGGCACAUCUUUGAACACACCUUGAGCUCCUACCCCAUCUCGUCUUCCAAAUGGUCUGUGGGAUCAGCCUUUCGAGUCCCAGACACGUUGAGGUUUUCUGCCGACUCUAGUAAUGUUGUCCCCAAUCCCUUGGCCGUGCCUCUGCAGCACCCUUUCCCCCAGCCACCCCGGUACCCGCUGAUGCUGAGGAAUACUUUGGCGAGAAACCAGUCGAGCCCCUUUUUGCCCAAUGAUGUCACCCUGUGGAACACCAUGACGCUGCAGCAGCAGUAUCAGUUGAGGUCCCAGUAUGUUAGUCCUUUCCCCAGUAACACUACCAGCGUCUUCAGAAGCUCACCAGUCCUUCCUGCCCGUGCCACUGAAGACCCUCGGAUUUCCAUCCCUGAUGAUGGGUGUCCAAUUGUGUCAAAGCAGUCCAUGUACACCGAGGACGACUAUGACGAGAGGUCUGACUCCUCGGACUCGAGAAUACUCAACACAUCAUCUUAAAGUGGUGCUGGAUGGGUGGCGGCCAGGUGACGUUUUCUGUGCAUUUUGACCCUGAGGCAUCUGAGGAGAGGCCACAUCUUGUGUAUGUCCUUUCCUUCUGUUUGACAAAGUGACUGUGCUUGAUUCUAUACAUUAGCAAUAAAAACAUAACUUAUUUAACUUCUUGCACUUCACUGGAAAAUGCCAAAUAGCUCUGCUCUGUGGCUUUAGUGCUGAAUGUUUAUUGUAAAAGAGAGUCUAAUGUUAAGAAUAGUCUUGGGAAGGCUGGGUCCAUGGAACAUUUAUUUGGGGAUGUAAAGCUGAAGGUCAGCCUUGCACCUAAACCCAACCUGGAAUGUUAAAUGAAAUUAUAUACUUGAAUGCAAUUUUGUAAAAGUGGAUUCCUCAGGAUAUGUGAAACCUAAAGGAAGUGGUUCGGUUGCAAAUGGACUAUAAACAGGGACAUUAUAUUCUUAUGCUAAAAAUCCUUGCAUUUUAAAGAGAGAUGCACUUAAGAAUAGAGUGAACUGCCUCAUAUGCUUAUUUAGGCUUGGACAGUUUUCAGAGACAAACUCCAUUAAGAAUUACUCCUUUCACAUGGCUGAAUCGAAAUAUGUGUAAUGUCAAUGUAAAACCAAUCACAGCUGUGAACUGCAUGAAAUGUAUUGUGAAACGAACACAAGAUUAAGCUUUGUCGGGUUAAUAUAGCAUGCUAAGGACUCUAGAAAAAAAAUAAAUAAGGAGAUGA
This is a messenger RNA of Cebus imitator (Panamanian white-faced capuchin), 4230 nucleotides long. It is a transcript of the gene DMRT3, whose product is annotated as doublesex and mab-3 related transcription factor 3. Gene Ontology annotation, biological process: male sex differentiation; regulation of transcription by RNA polymerase II. Gene Ontology annotation, molecular function: protein binding; RNA polymerase II cis-regulatory region sequence-specific DNA binding; DNA-binding transcription factor activity, RNA polymerase II-specific. Lineage: Eukaryota; Metazoa; Chordata; Mammalia; Primates; Cebidae. The transcript is spliced from 2 exons. The coding region runs from base 2079 to 3503 and encodes 474 amino acids. Gene Ontology annotation, cellular component: nucleus. The record is from RefSeq and is a predicted model, not a curated record.